Synchiropus splendidus (mandarinfish) is the source of this 1026-nucleotide messenger RNA. It is a transcript of the gene fis1, whose product is annotated as fission, mitochondrial 1. Bases 54 to 575 code for a protein of 173 amino acids. NCBI's taxonomy places the organism in Eukaryota, Metazoa, Chordata, Actinopteri, Syngnathiformes, Callionymidae. The transcript is spliced from 5 exons. The record is from RefSeq and is a predicted model, not a curated record. Gene Ontology annotation, molecular function: protein binding. Gene Ontology annotation, cellular component: peroxisomal membrane; mitochondrial outer membrane. Gene Ontology annotation, biological process: mitochondrial fragmentation involved in apoptotic process; peroxisome fission; autophagy of mitochondrion.
ACUUGUAAGAACCUUAAGAGAAAAAUGAUAAUGACGUUCCCCUGGUGGCGCAAAUGAGUAAAGUAAGAGAAGAAGAACAGUGGGCGUGUCCUAGAGUCGUGUCCGGAAACAUGGAGGCUGUGUUGAGUGACAUAGUUGCUCCCGAAGAUCUUAUGAAAUUUGAGAGGAAAUACAACAGCGAGCUGGUGAAGGGGGCCGUGUCCAAGGAGACAAAGUUUGAAUAUGCCUGGUGUUUGAUUCGCAGCAAAUACUCUGAUGAUAUCAAGAAAGGAAUUGUGCUGCUGGAGGAACUAGCUCAGAAAGCAUCCAAAGACGACUCGCGGGACUUUUUGUUCUACCUUGCUGUGGCUCACUACAGGCUAAAGGAAUAUGAGAAAGCCCUGAAAUCCAUCCGAACCCUUCUGAGAAACGAGCCGGGAAACAAGCAGGCUCUGGAGCUAGAGAAGCUCAUCGACAAGGCUCUGAAGAAAGAUGGUCUGGUUGGCAUGGCGAUCGUUGGAGGCAUUGGACUUGGCGUGGCAGGAUUAGCUGGCCUCAUUGGCUUGGCUGUGUCAAAGGGAGCUUCCAAAUCCUAACAUGCAGUUGUGUACUGAAUACAUGCUGGACUCACACACUAACAUUUCCCUGCAUCACCCAAGAAACGCUUUCUUGUGGGUCUUUCUGAAGUUUUUCAACAUUACAGAUGGUUUGAAAGUUAUUCUGAUCUAGUAACUGCCUCCUUGCGCUCUUUAGCAUGGCACUUUGUUUUCACAUGUGUACAUACUGCACACCACCUCUUGUUCUGUAGAUUGUCUGCACCUAAAUGUUCUGUUUUGUAGCACAAAGUCUGUUUCGCUUGUGUACUCAUCAGAUGAUCUGUGCAGGGUGAUGUUUUUGUAGCCUCCAAUGCAAGAGAUGACGGCUAGUUAUUGAAGGGAACACUGAUUUGUACACAUACAGUCAUGUAAAUUGGAUUUUAUCUGAUAAUAAUCUGCAUCCAAUGCAUUUUGUUUUUUGCAUCAAGUAAAUAAAAUUAUUUUGAAUGGA